This is a messenger RNA of Limanda limanda (common dab), 2964 nucleotides long. RefSeq names its product coagulation factor C homolog, cochlin (Limulus polyphemus) (gene coch). The coding region runs from base 1 to 2964 and encodes 987 amino acids. The transcript is spliced from 16 exons. NCBI's taxonomy places the organism in Eukaryota, Metazoa, Chordata, Actinopteri, Pleuronectiformes, Pleuronectidae. The record is from RefSeq and is a predicted model, not a curated record.
AUGGCGACAGCAGAGCUGUACCACACUGUGCCAGGCUGCUGGAGUUUUACCAGGUGCAUGCUGGGAGCUGGCCAAGCCGAAUUCCUGCCGGCUGCUCGGAGGCUGUUCACAGGUUCCUCGUCUCCUGAGGUCCAGCCGACACGACCACGACCAGAGGGGACAAGUCCUCCAGGGACAAGUCCUCCGGGGACAAGUCCUCCGGCUGCACUGAUCCACUUCCACUGGGACCUGAUCCACUUCCACUUGGACCUGAUCCACUUCCACUGGGAACUGAUCCACUUCCACUGGGACCUGAUCCACUUCCACUGGGACCUGAUCCACUUCCACUGGGAACUGAUCCACUUCCACUGGGACCUGAUCCACUUCCACUGGGACCUGAUCCACUUCCACUGGGACCUGAUCCACUUCCAUUGGGAACUGAUCCACCUCCACUGGGACCUGAUCCACCUCCACUGGGACCUGAUCCACUUCCACUGGGAACUGAUCCACUUCCACUGGGACCUGAUCCACUUCCACUGGGACCUGAUCCACUUCCACUGGGACCUGAUCCACUUCCACUGGGACCUGAUCCACUUCCACUGGGACCUGAUCCACCUCCACUGGGACCUGAUCCACUUCCACUGGGACCUGAUCCACUUCCACUGGGACCUGAUCCACUUCCACUGGGAACUGAUCCACUUCCACCGGGACCUGAUCCACUUCCACCGGGACCUGAUCCACUUCCACCGGGACCUGAUCCACAUCCACUGGGACCUGAUCCACUUCCACUGGGACCUGAUCCACUUCCACUGGGACCUGAUCCACUUCCACUGGGACCUGAUCCACUUCCACUGGGACCUGAUCCACUUCCACUGGGACCUGAUCCACUUCCACCGGGACCUGAUCCACUUCCACCGGGACCUGAUCCACUUCCACCGGGAACUGAUCCACUUCCACCGGGACCUGAUCCACUUCCACCGGGACCUGAUCCACUUCCACCGGGACCUGAUCCACUUCCACCGGGACCUGAUCCACUUCCACCGGGACCUGAUCCACUUCCACCGGGACCUGAUCCACUUCCACCGGGAACUGAUCCACUUCCACCGGGACCUGAUCCACUUCCACCGGGACCCGAUCCACUUCCACUGGGACCCGAUCCACUUCCACUGGGACCCGAUCCACUUCCACCGGGACCCGAUCCACUUCCACCGGGACCCGAUCCACUUCCACUGGGAGCUGAUCCACUUCCACUGGGAACUGAUCCACUUCCACUGGGAACUGAUCCACUUCCACUGGGACCUGAUCCACUUCCACUGGGACCUGAUCCUCACUGAGCAGAGAAAUGUUCAUGUGUUAGAAACCCUUCACCUCUGUGCAGAAAUGUCUCUUCUGUCCGUCCUGCUGCCUCUGACAGUGCCUCACCCGAUCUCCUGCGUGACCCGGGGAGCCGACCUGACGGAGGACGGGGGGGUGCUGCUCUGUCCCCCUGACUGCACCCAGGGGGGGGGGUCUGUGUUCGGGACGGGAGUCUACGCCUCCGUCUCCUCCGUCUGUGCAGCUGCUGUCCACAGGGGGGCGCUGGGUCCGUCCGGAGGUCCCGUCCGGGUCCACAAGCUGCAGGGACGUCACAACUACAUGAGCUCCUUCGCCCACGGCAUCCAAUCACAGCCUCUGAGCCAGUGGAGCUCCUCCUUCAGCCUCACCAAGCCUGUGAGUGUUCCAUCAGAGCUGACCAGUGUCACCAGCAGCACAGCUCUACCUGCAGUGAAGAAGCCUCAGAAGAAGCCCUCAGUGAAGAAAGCUCUGACAGGUGGAAAUAAAGACUGUCAGAUCGACAUCGCCAUGGUGAUCGACAGCAGUAACAACAUUGGACAGCGAAGGUUCAACUUGCAGAAGAACUUUGUCGUCAAGCUGGUCUCCAUGUUGAGGGUGGGACCGACUGGACCACAUGUGGGCCUGAUACAGGCCAGUGAUUCUCCCCAGACAGAGUUCCUUCUCACCAACUACACUCAACCGAAAGAGCUGAUGUUUGCCAUCAAGGAGGUGUCUUACCUGGGAGGAAACACCAACACAGGUAAAGCCAUCAUGCAGGCAGCAGAGAGCUUCUUCCUCCAGGAGAACGGAGGGAGGCGUGGCCACCCGCGGGUGAUGAUGGUGCUGCUUGACGGUUGGCCAUCUGACGACCUGGAGCAGGCGGCCAUAUUGGCACGCGAGUCCGGCAUCAACGUCUUCCUGGUUUCCGUGGCCAAGCCGGCGCCGGAGGAGCUCGCCAUGGUGCGAGACAAGGACUUUAUGAAGAAGGCGGUUUGUAAAGAUAACGACUUCUUCAGUUACCUGAUCCCCGGCUGGUUCAGCACCACCAAGCACGUGAGACCCCUCAGCCAGAGACUCUGCUCGCUGGACGCCCUGCUGUGCAGUAAAACUUGCUACAACUCGGUGAACAUCGGUUUCCUGAUCGACGGCUCGUCCAGCGUCGGCGAGGGGAACUUCCAGCUGGUCCUGGACUUCCUGGUCGGAAUCACCCGGAGCUUCGACGUGUCGGACGUGGGCGCUCGCAUCGGUGCGGUGCAGUUCACCUACGAGCAGCGGCUGGAGUUCGGCCUGUUCGACCACGGGGACAAGGAGGAGGCGGUCCGCGCCCUGAAGGGCAUCCACUACAUGAGCGGGGGGACGUCCACGGGGGAGGCCAUCAGCUACACCGCCAACAAGCUGUUCAGACGAACGGGACCCGGACGCAACUUCCUCAUCGUGGUGACAGACGGCCAAUCGUACGAUGACGUGAGGCGCCCGGCGCUGGAGGCCCAGAAACAAGGCAUCACCAUUUACUCUGUGGGCGUGGCCUGGGCCCCCCUGGAUGACCUCAGAGCGAUGUCAUCGGAGCCCAAAGACGGACACACCCACUUCACCAGAGACUUCACCGGCCUCACGGAGUUCAUCCCUCUGAUCGUCAAGGGGAUCUGCCGAGACUUCACCGAGAGCAACUGA